Molecule: messenger RNA, 483 nt
Organism: Protopolystoma xenopodis
Lineage: Eukaryota; Metazoa; Platyhelminthes; Monogenea; Polystomatidea; Polystomatidae
Source: the annotation of a GenBank genome assembly
AUGUUUAGUGAAGACGAGUAUCCUAGUUAUAAUGGUGAAUGUCUUGAAGCCUUAUCUUACCUGGGAAGAUUUGACUACAAUAUUAUUCAGUGUAGAGAGAUUGAAAAGUGGCAAGGACCCGGAUCAAAACCCCCGAUAAGACCUUUGCGAGCUUCACAACUAAACCCUUUGUCCAGUGCUUGCAGAUCACCAACGUUCACUAUUGACGUUUGCCCCAAAGGGGCCUGGAUAUUCAACAGUGUCAAACCUCCUUUUUGCAGCUCUGCUCCCAAUGUCAUGUCAUCUCCAAUAAUUAGCCGAGGUAUUACAACCAACAUCGGGACAAAUAGUAACUCAAAUAGGACGCAUAUGGCCGAUUCAGCACCAACUUGGAUAAGUCAUACGGAGUUAGAUAGAGCGGAACUGGCGGCGCGUGUCCUAUUCUCAGCUAUGGUUUGGAUGAUUCAGUGCGAGCCGUUUCGACUACUGGAGUAUAAGUACCAA